CCUCCAAUCACGUGCCUCUUCCAGCCCUCUCCUCUGUAACCCGUGACCACACCCUGCGCUGGUUACACCUGAUUUCUCAGGUACACCGAGAGUCUCGAGCGAUCCCGGACUUCCUCGUUCGCGGGAGUUAUGGACGUUACGCGCUGCUGCAGCGGAGCGCUCUGAAGUGAAACUCACGACAAACAGCGAUUUAAUAAAGUCUAUAAACAAAGCAAGAUGAAUGAAAAGGAAGUUGAGGAAGCCGCAGUGGACGUGAUGCCGAAACAAGAUCUGAGCUGGAUUCCAAAUUUAUUUAAGAAGAGAGUGUGCACGACAUUUGUGGAGGACUCUUUCAGCAAUGGCGGUCGAUGUCAGUGUGGGGCCACGCGGGACUCCCACCCUUCAGUGGCCUUGGGCGAUUACUUCAGCACGGCCAUCGUCAGUCACUGGGACAGCACACAGCACUCCUCCGAGCAGCCCACAGAUGCCUAUGGAGAGCUGGAGUUUGCUGGGGCCGGCAAGAGACACAGCUAUUUCUUGCGUCUCUCCAGCACCACAGAUCCUUCUAUGGUCUUUAAUAUCAUGAGACGACACUGGAAACUGGGGCAGCCCAACCUGGUCGUGUCAGUGGUUGGCGGUGAAGGAAGGUCAAAGGUCAAGAGCUGGGUGCGAGAGGUCUUGAGGCAGGGGCUGGUUAAAGCGGCACAAAGUACAGGAGCGUGGAUCAUAACCUCAGGGCUGAGAGAAGGCAUCGGCAAGUGUGUAGGAGAGGCAGUGAGAGAUCACGCCGCCGCAGUGUCUUCUGUCACUUUCAAUAAAGUGGUUCCUAUAGGCAUUGCUCCUUGGGGAAUGGUACAUAAUCGCCAGCAGCUCAUCGACUCUGAGGGAAGUUUCCCCGCAAAGUACUUUGUCCAAAAUACUCCGCGUGCCACCUGCUCUCUGGAUAAUAACUACAAGGCUUUCCUUCUUGUGGAUGAUGGGACCGAAGGACGUAAAGGUGGGGAGGUCAGUUUCAGAGGCCGUCUGGAGGAUUACAUUUCACGUCAGCGCCCAGGCAGUUCAAGCAUUGACAUUCCUGUUCUGAAUAUGCUGAUAUCUGGAGGCAUUUCCAUGGUGGAGGCAUUAGAAAUCUCUCUGAAGAAUUCAAUGCCCUGGUUGGUCCUGGCUAGUUCGGGUGGGCUUGCUAAUCUUGUGAGCGACAUUGUGGAGAACGUGCAAUCUGCUCCGAUGUCUUCGUUUGGAGGAGCAGAGAACGAGGAAGGGUCUCCCAACAUCGAGCUUAGAGAACGAAUAACCACGAAAGUAAAGAAACACUUUCCUUCAGAGCAAGACAUGGACAAGCUUGUUGAUAAGGUUUUAAGCAUCUACCAGAACAAAGACCUCAUCUCCAUUUAUCACGCUGAAGGAGUGGAUGAUUUUGACACUGUGAUGCUUAAAGUGCUUGUUCAAGCGAGUAAACAGCGGGUUUCGGUGUCUACUAAUCCCUAUGUUGAUGAGUUGAAGCUGGCUGUAACCUGGAACAGAGUGGACAUUGCAAAGAGUGAACUCUUUAGUGGAAACAUCGACUGGAAGUACGAAGAUCUUGAAGAAUCCAUGACUGAUGCCCUGGAGAACGAUAAACCCCAGUUUGUGCGUCUCUUCAUUGACAAUGGUCUGAGCAUUGUGAGCUACCUGACUUAUGGCCGACUGGAGGGUCUUUACGACUCCAUCUCUAAAACCUCCCAGGCUGGCAUGCUGCUGCAGCAUCUCCUGGAAGAGCGCAUAAACGAGUCCAAUGAUCGCACGUGCCAAGUCAGCCUUUAUGAGGUGAGUCAGCUGCUGGAGGAUCUUUUGGGAGAGGUGUGCCAGCCCUUCUACAGGUCUGUUCUGCAGGUGGAAGCAACAUCUACCAAAAGAAAAGCUUUGAAGAAAGCAUGCAAGGUCCUGAAGGAAGAGUGCAUUUAUCGAAAAAACAUGUGUCGGCACCCAUGGCUAGGUCUCUUCCUCUGGUCGGUGCUGCAGAACCGUGGUGAAAUGGCGAUCUUCUGCUGGGAAAUGUGCGGUGAGUCGGUCCUGACGGCUCUGGGAGGAUGUAAACUAUUGAGGGAGCUGUCUAAACUGGAGAUUGAGACAGAAGCCAAGCAUUCAAUGAAGGAGUUGGCCACAAAGUUUGAGUGUAUGGCACACGAUGUUUUUAGCACAUGCUACCAAACCAAAGCAAGUUAUUCCUACAAGCUGCUGAUCCGCAAGUCUUAUCUGUGGGGUGACGCCACCUGUCUGAAGAUGGCCUUAACUGCUGACGCCCGUUUAUUCUUCAGCCAUGAUGGAGUACAGUCCCUGCUGUCUCAGAUCUGGUGGGGUGACAUGGAAAGAGGAACAGAGCUCUGGAAACUCGUGCUGACGAUGAUCAUUCCUCCUCUCCUCUACACCGACCUCAUCGAUUUCAAGAAAGCGGAGAAUGCAGAAGAGGUGAAAUCAGUGAUGGUACCUCCACCUCCACCUUCAGCAACAUACAAUAAUUACGGAGAGACUGUCUUCUCCUUCAAUGACAUCAAACACCAUGAAGGUGAUCAUGAGGACUUGAAUAACAUCAGACGGUCCACAAAAGCAGGUACUGCUAUGAAUUCCCAACCCAGGAAGGGUCUCAUUUGGGUUUCCCGCUGGAAGCAGUUCUGGUACGCCCCUGUCACUUCAUUCAUCGGCAAUGUUGUGAUGUACUUCCUCUUCCUGUUUCUGUACGCCUACGUGCUAUUGGUCGAUUUCAAACCACCUCCACCCGAAGGGCCUGCCGUUUCUGAGUAUGUGCUGUAUUUUUGGGUGUUCACGAUUGUGUGCGAGGAGAUUCGAGAGACAUUCAUUGUGGGCAGCAAGACAUUUGGUCAGAGGCUGAUGCUGUAUGCUCAAGAUGUGUGGAAUAAGUUUGAUGUUCUUGCCAUCUCCCUCUUCAUCGCUGGAAUGUGCUGCAGGAUGUUCAGCUGGUCAUUCAACUUCGGACGUGGUAUACUGUGUAUGGACUACAUGGUCUUCACGCUGCGACUCAUUCACAUUUUUGCCAUUCACAGACAGCUGGGACCAAAAAUCAUCAUACUUGGCAAAAUGAUAAAGGAUGCAUUCUUCUUCUUAUUUUUCCUUGCGGUGUGGCUGAGUGCAUAUGGAGUGGCCAAUCAAGCUCUACUGUACCAAUAUGACCCAAGCCCUGAUCGAGCGUUUCGACGAGUCUUGUACAGACCAUAUUUGCAUAUAUUUGGACAGAUUCCUGUAGAAGAAAUAGACACUGGGAAGUAUUGGGAUAGAGACUGCACAGAUAAUCUAACACUGAUUAACGAAGGGAAAGAGCCAUGUAGAGACACCAGCCACAACUGGCUUGUGGUCAUUUUGCUGGUCAUAUUCCUACUAGUCACCAACAUCCUACUAGUCAACCUGCUCAUCGCCACAUUCAGCUAUACUUUCUCUAAGGUUCAGGAGCGCAGCGACACAUACUGGAAGUUUCAGAGGUAUACUCUGAUAGUGGAGUAUCAUUCACGUCCAACUCUCGCUCCACCCUUCAUCAUCCUAUCCCACAUCAACCUCUUAAUCAAAAGAAACUUACGCAAAGUGGCAUCCACCAAAAUCCACCGAUUUGCGUUGCAGUUGAAGGGUAGAGAUGCUAACAAGCUGGUGAAAUGGGAGACCUUUCAGAAGGAGAAUUUUCUGGCUCUCGAGAACAAAAAACGGAGAGGGACAGACUCUGAGAGGCUAAAACGCAUGACUGCUAAAGUGGAUGGUGUCAUCAAACAGGUUGGUGAGAUCAGAGAUGUUGACCGUAGACUGCGAGCACUAGAAUCAGAUAUGGAGUACUGUACAUCAUCUCUUCAGUGGAUUAUGGAAGCUCUGUCUCAAAGCAGUACAGUGAAGGUCACUAAAGCACACCCGACUCGCAAAGCCUCAGGCAUUUCAGCUUCCAUUGAGAAAUGAAAAAGAGCCUGUAUUUCCUGUAAUCGUCUGAUGUCUCUCACGCUCACGGACACAUGAAGCAAGAAGCUGCACAGAAUCAGUGAAAGGAGGGGCAAUGACUUGUCAGAAAAACUCCCCAUAUUGUUCUGUUUUCCAUUUUUAAACUGGUCAUCCUGGCCUUUUCACGGUUCAUCCUGCUCUUACAAGUUUAGCGCUCCCAAAUGACCUGCCCUCAUUUUGCAUGUGAUUGUGGGAAGGGAACACGGCACAUAAUUUCCUUGAACUUGCUGUACACUGAAAGGUCAAUUAUGUCAUGUUACAUUCAUAGAUUACUUUUAUUGUUACGUUUUAUUAUAAGGUCAGGAAAACUGUCUUCAUAUAAUCUGAUUUUAUAGAGCUAUAACAUUUAGAAAAUAAAGAAAUGUUUUUAAAUUGCGGCUUAAAAGGAUAGUUGACGAAAAAAUGAAAAUUCUGUCAUAAUUUACUCACGCUCAAGUUGUUCCAAACCUGUAUGAAUUUCUUUCUUCUGCUGAACAUAGGAUAUUUUAAAGAAUGUUGGUAACCAAACAGUUGCUGGUCCACAUUGACUUCCAUAGUAUGGAACAAAAUGCUAUGGAAGUCCAUGGGGACCAGCAACUGUUUGUUUGGAACACCUUGAGGGUGAGUAAAUUAUGAUUUUGGGGUGAACUAUCCCUUUAAAAGCAGCUGUAGGAACAAAACCUAUGAACAAUUCACAUUUAUUGAUUAUGCAGUCUUGGCACAUAUCUUGACACACGUUACAGUACACUAAAUUAGCCUAAUGUUCAAUAGGGAUGUUUUAAUAUCUACAGUAACUUAUUUGACAAACCGAACAAAUAAAAACAAAUAUAAAUAAAUGCUUUUUGCAAUCAAAUAUGGAACUGGAAUGCUGAAAUGAUUGUUUACAUUUUAAAAAUAGCAAGAUAUUUUUCAUAAGAUGUACUGUAAUUGCAUUCUGUAACAAUGUUCUCUGAUUUUGUUUGGGUCUUUAUUCUGUUUUUGGAUAUUUGUUUAAUUUUGUGAUGCUAUUUUUAUAGUUCUUCAUUGUCUUAUUUGUGAUAUUGUAUUCACUUUUUUUGUAUUAGACUUUUAAUAUACAUUUUGAAACCAUAACAUCUGAUGUAACUAUUUAUAGGAUUGUAAUGUUUUGGCAACCUCAGCAGAACAGAAUCAGCAGACAGAGAGGAGAUAAAUGCAUUGCGAGUCCAAGUUUGCCUCUCGGAUUUCAGGGGCAACAAAGAUCCUUCAGCAUGUUCUCUCUUCCCCAACCCCCACCCCUCCAAAACUAAAGCUAUCCCAAUGGACUCUCUGGACUUGUAGACCCCACUAAGUUUGCUGUCCUGUGUUGAUGUAUUAUCAAUUGAAACAGGAAGUUUGGGCUGGACAGUUUGUCACUUUUUUUCUUUUCUUUUUUUUUUUAAGUGGCAAUAGGUUAUAGUUAUGUGACAGCUAUGGUAGAAACUGAGCUUUUCAAAACUCCAAAUCAGUUGAACCAAUUGCUCACUAUUUUAAAACACUCCAAACGCACACGCAGGCGAUACACCGGAUUGUCAAAAUGCUGUAAAUGUAAUUCAAAUGUUUUUUCUUGAAAAUGUAUUCUAUUAAUAAUCAUUCUAACGCCAUCAAAUAUGAAUUGUCUGUAUAUGUUUUCUUUUAUUAAUUUGUAGGGCUAGUUUUGUGGGUUUGGCUAAUCAGGCCAAUAAGAGACAAUUAACUAUGACUCUUUUAUAUAGAGGUUCUCAAUUUCUUCAAUAUACAGGUGCAUCUCA
This is a messenger RNA of Onychostoma macrolepis, 5678 nucleotides long. Its product is annotated as transient receptor potential cation channel subfamily M member 4-like. The record is from RefSeq and is a predicted model, not a curated record. Bases 217 to 3912 code for a protein of 1231 amino acids. Gene Ontology annotation, cellular component: membrane. Gene Ontology annotation, molecular function: calcium-activated cation channel activity; ligand-gated calcium channel activity. NCBI's taxonomy places the organism in Eukaryota, Metazoa, Chordata, Actinopteri, Cypriniformes, Cyprinidae. The transcript is spliced from 28 exons. Gene Ontology annotation, biological process: calcium ion transmembrane transport.